CCGCGUCGACGGGCCCGCGAUGCGCGAAGUGCCGGCGUCGCGGCCGCUUCCAAAAGCGCCGCGUUAAUCGCACCGAUGCAGUGGCGAAAAUUGACCAGGUUGAAAUCUUCGCCGGGCGGACAGUCUCGCGCUCGGAGGAUGCUCUGCUGCGGCCGCAGGAAGGAGAAUGGGCGUGCGGCGCCGGAUCUCACGGCGUCGCCGGGCCGUGCUCCGGCCGGUCCGCCGCAGCCGGCGCGGGCAAAUCAUGCGCCACCCUGCGUGCUGCAGCCAGAUUUUAGGAAGGUAUCUGGCGUGAGCAAUGAAAUAUUCAGACAGAUUGAAUUGGUGGAGAACGAUCACGAUGCUACGACGGCCGCGGCGCUGGAGGCGGUGGAGCGUCGCGGGGAGAUGAUAGUUCGGAUCCUUGAGCUGAGGCAAGUGGGACGAAAUAACAUAGAAGCCGCCAAGAAAUUCUUUUCUUUACAGGAUUCUCGACACGUAGUCCAACUAGUGGAGAUUGUCAAAAGACCUGGCCAAACUUUGGGCUUAUAUAUUCGAGAAGGAGACGGUGGGGCAAGGACAGAUGGAGUAUUCAUAUCUCGAAUAGCGUUAGAAUCUGCCGUUUAUAACAGCGGUUGUCUCAAGGUUGGAGACGAGAUCCUAGCUGUUAACCUAGUGGACGUUCGACGGAUGUCCUUAGAUGACGUUGUAAUCAUUAUGUCGAUUCCCAGAAGACUUCUACUUUGCACCCGACAGAGGAAAGGCAAAUCUGGACCAGGUUCACCAUCAAUGCCCAGAACUGAACAUAAGCCUCCACCAGUUGUCGUGUUGAAAAGAGAUUGCAGAGAUGAUGAUGACAGAGAUAGAGAUAGAGUUGAUGGACUAUACUCACAACAUGGUACGCUCCGUUCAUCUGGCGGAGUUCGACCAGUGGGAGACGGUCGCGAGGAAAGAAGUCGCCUACAGCUGGGCGGUUUGUCUCCUGAUUCAACGCCACUCGACUUGUACUAUAAUUCCAGACCUCCAUCGGACCAUUCUACAUGGAGUUAUCGCCCACCACCACCAGUUAUAACAGAACAACCUAAGUCAGCAGCUACGCACUUCGUGCCAUACGAAAGAUCUUAUCCAAAUACAUUGGAAAGUUUAGCUGAGAAGGUUCAUUCCUUCUAUCCAGGGGAAGGUGGCAGUACUAGAUUCGGCGGCAGAGUGCCCAGAUCUGGGUCGGAACAGCAACUGCCUCGUGCAGAAACUCACUCAGAUUUUGGACGGCAUUCACUGCUGAGGUCCAGUUUGAAAGCAUCUGCCGCUACUGGGGCAGCUGGUGCCUCUAGUUUGUCAAGAUACAAUCAACGUUACGGUGGCGUAGGUAUGCCUGGUCUUCCAAGCUCGGGACUUUCAAGUACUGGGCUCACUGGGGCUGGCUUAGGGCCCGGUCUUCCUUCGGGGCUCUCAUCCACCGGUCUGAGUGGUUUAACCGGGUCCAGCUUAGUUGGAACAGGACUGAGUAGCGGGAUUGGAACUGGUUUAUCAGGAUCUGGAUUAAGCUCCACUCUCGGUGGAUACGGAACGACUGGAUUAGGACUAUCCUCUUACGGAAAUAAAUUCGGCACAUCGAGAAGGAAUCGAAGCCUCGACUACUCCUCAGAUACAGAAGCCACUGCACCCACAAGAACGCCAUACUAUUCUGGAUUAAGUGGCUACAGAAGCAGCACGUUGGGAAGAGAUAUAGGAUCAAAGUUUAAUUCGCUCCCAAGAGACGUCCGAGGAACUGGCCAAAGAUUGGGACUGUCAAGAAGAGCUGGAAGUGUCUUGCAAGACGAACCUGAACCGCUGUCUUCUCGACUAGAUCUACGUUCUUCCAGAGUGUUUACAUCGGACGAGUAUCGCGCCUGGCUGUCCAGAGCGCCUUCUACCAGCGCUCUCUACGAGAGUCUGCGGCCACGCUUGCCCACACACUACUCGGCAGAAAAUAUACACGAUGCACUGAAAAAUAUGGAAACUGCAAGUCGCUUCGGUUCAACACUUGGUUUAGCCGGUCGCCGCAUGGAGCGCCCCAGGCAUUUGCCAGCAAGAUCUCUGUCCUCGCAACAAUUAGGACCAACCGCAAGUGGUUCGCCGUCAGCUCGUCGCGUAAGACAGCUACUGGAGCUAGGUUCGAAAUUCACCUGCCCCAACCCCAGCCCAGUGCCCACACCCGGUUCAAGACAUCAGAGACACCUCGAUAUAAACCCUAACGAAUUUCUCAAAUACAAGAUUGAAAAGCCGGGGGCUAGUUUAUCGACAUCUAUGACUGGGCUAUCUCGUAUAUCCGGGGGUGUUUCGGGCAUGUUAUGGGUGCAUUUACUAGCCGGAAGGGGGUUAAGGCCUGCCCCCUCGGGCUCUUCGCCCGGUUCCCCCCCGUCCGGACCUUUAGCCCCACCGCAGCCCCCGGUAGCUCCACGGGACCUGUACUGUGUACUUGAAUGCGAUCGAGUACAUAAAGCUCGUACUGUGGUUCGUACCGGAGAACUUCAGUUUGAUUGGGAUGAGUCUUUCGAGCUAGAACUGGUCGAUAAUAGACAGUUGGAUGUUCUGGUAUACUCUUGGGAUCCUCAACAUAGGCACAAGCUAUGUUACCGCGGAGCUGUCACUUUGCCUGAUCUGCUAGCACGGUCAUCCUCUCAUCAACUGGCGAUAAGGAUGGAACCGCGUGGAACGCUUUACGUCCGCGUGCGACACACGGAACCACAUGAGUUAUUCCGCCGAAGACCCACGCCAUCCCGUUUAUCCCCACCACCUUUAUUCGGUGCAGAAUUAGAUCAAGUCGUUGCAAGGGAAGUUAGGCCUUCCCAUGCCCCACCGGUGCCACUCAUCGUCAGGCGGUGUGUGGAGGAGAUUGAACGACGCGGUUUGGAUAUUAUAGGUCUCUACCGUCUGUGUGGAUCUGCGGCUAAAAAGAGGAUACUGCGUGAAGCAUUUGAGAGGAAUGCUCGUGGAGUCGAGUUGACCCCUGACUCUGUACCUGAUAUCAAUGUGAUUACAGGAGUACUCAAGGAUUACUUGAGGGAACUUCCGCAACCAUUGUUCAGUCGGUGCUUAUUCCAGAUGACGUUGGAUGCUCUAGGAGUAUGUCUACCAGACGAUAAAGAAGGCAACGCUCGACUUAUGGCAUCAAUAGUGGAAUGCCUUCCACGUGCAGCACGAGCGACUCUGGUCUUUCUGCUGGAUCACCUGGCUCUCGUAGUCGCAGCCCAGGACCGGAACAAAAUGUCCCCGCAACAUCUGGCUGUGGCCCUGGCGCCACCGCUGAUGCUACAGUCGCAGCCGCCGACAGAGCUGGACUACCAGCGACCGAUACACGUGCUACAAUGUCUUUUGCAAAUCUGGCCAGCACCAAAACGUUCAGUUCGGCGCGGCGAGCCAGCACUCGGGCCGCGUGGAAACAGAGUCAGUGCGUCGCAAGUGGGCUCAGCCACCCUCCCCCAAGGCCGAGUUCCGCCCUCAGCCAGUCCAUAUCGGCAUCCAGCGGUAGCAUCAGCAGCAUCUCCGCCGCCAGCUCUCUCGGCUCGGCCCGGGGCCGACCGCUCGCCGCCCACACAUGUUCUCUCAUCAGCCAGGGCCGGCCAAUAUCGUCCGCAGUCGCCUCUGCGCGGCCCACUGCCCGCUCCUCCUCGCUCCCGCCAAGUGACGGUCUCCUCUCCCGGUUCGCCCAGUAGCAGCUCAGGCAGCCACAGUCCGGCCGACACUAUCAAGCACGGCGGGUCCGUCUCCUCAAUACUACGACAGCCCGAGAGGACCUCGCCCAGGAAUUCCCCUCGCAACUCCCCCCGGGCCUCGCCUAGAGAUUCCCCGCGGGGCACGCCCAGGGAUCUGACGCCGAGGGAGACUACACCACGGGACACGCCCCGGGAGAACGGGUCCCGCGAGUCCCCUCGUUCCGCCAUCCCGGGCACUUCGGCCGGGCUGGCGGUGACGCUCAACUCGGCCGGCGGCGUGAGUCCUCGCUACACCUCCACCAACCCCUUCCUGCAGCAGUACGACGCCGAGGAAGAAGCCGAGGCGUGGCGCUCUGCCGACAUAUUCUCCUCUACGCACACAUAGUGCUCAUAGCGAAUUGAAUUUCCUAGUCAAUUUUUUUAAAGAAUCGAAAGAGUGCUGCUCUGCUGUAUAUUAUGUUGUUCGAACGUGCGUUCAUGAAUUUGUUAUAUAUAGCGAGUUAUGAUGUAUAUUACGGUGAGAAUGUUCGCGCGAGGUUGUCCUCGCCGACCGCUAUCGCUCCGCCCCGUAGCCGCUAUGUUGUAUUGACGUAUUGUAUAUUGUAUAUAAAUGAAUACGUAUUUAAUGUAGGUACGCUCCAGUUUUGUACCGAUAGGGCGGCGCUCUGGCGGACGGCCGAAGCGCUACACGCAUCGUCCCACAUAUCAGAGACUGGCCCCGUCUACGCUUCCGAGCUAGCUGAACUCUGGAGCGUCUACGGUGCGCCAGUCAGUAGGUCGAGUAGGGAGAGUGUAUCAUAGAUCGAGUUGGAAUCGUCUUGAGACUGAGACCAUAUCAGAGUACAUAGCUCGUAGAUACCUCUCGAUGGACAUCCGUCGUAGAACAAGCGAUUACGUCACGAACGUCUUGAGGCACGACUGUUAUGAAUCUUUCAAAUAUUCCAAGUAUUCCUUGUUCAUUAUUAAUAAAUUAACUAUUAUACAUAUAAACUAUAUUAAAUUAAAAUAGUGUUAGUGCAUUUUUACGAGUCGCUGAUUCUAUGAAGGAACGGAUUCUUUAUCCUGAACGGAUCGGUCGCAAUCUUAAGAUCUGGGAUCAUAUUUGCGAAUGUUGAAUUAAAAGCGUCAUACACAUAUUAUUUACAGAUAUAAAUUAUUGAGCGGCAAUCUGUUUCUUCCAAUUGCAAACAUUUUUUACUGUUUACAAUUAAAACUUCAAAUUGUUGACUGUAUUUUAUUAUCUUGUUGAAUGGAUAGCUAGUGUUAAUGAUAAUACUGAAUAAUAAAUUGGGAUUCGCAAAUAAUAUCUCUAUUCUUAUAGCUGGCGUCUGCUAGACAUAUAAGAGUGGCGGAAAUCGACCAAUGACAGCACUGAUUAAAUCGUCACUGCCAUGAUUGGUCCAUUUUAAAUAGUUAUGCAUAUUAUUACAAUUACACCUAUUAAUAUGUCUGUCGGAGGCACUCAGGUUUCGUACUGAUUUUGAGCAACACUUCAAGACGAAGUUUUGUUACUGUUUUUAUAAUAUAGUUGCACAAAGGACACGACUGAAAUGGGACACAAGGUUUUUGAUACUUUACCAUUUUACCCUUUUUCUCAUUUUGUGAUAUACUAGAUGUUGCGUUGGAACCUCGCCUUUUAUAUGAAUGUAAGUCUGUCCAUGAAUUCCUAUAUUUCGCUUAACCUACUAUGAAUAAACUCGUUUUUGGCGGAAUUCAUGUUCGGAGUAGUACCUUAUGACACUUUACUAGGCUCUACUGAACACAAGAAACUGACAAUUCUAUACUGGGGACCUACUAAGGAGUUUAUUAUGCAUAGUUUUCAGCAAAUUAACAUAUUGUCGAAACUUCUCUGGUUAAAAAUUUGGGUAUCUAUUUUUCCUAACUUUGAAGUUAGAUCUAAGUCACAUACAGAAAUCAGGUGUGCUAGUAAUGCUGGCCUGAAUCGUUCGAGAUACAAGAACAGGACAGUUUCUUUAUCGGCGUUAAAAUAUCGUGAAAGGCUCCCAAAUAAUUGAUUUCUACCACUCAAAACGUUUUUCAAUACUAUUGCAAUUUGAUAUUUCGUUUCCAAUGUGUUCGGUAAAGCCUUUACGCGAAGACAAUAUGAUUUUAGAAUCUUUAUAAUAUCUGAUAUACUGAUUUAACUGAACGAAAUCACCUUCGUGAUUAACCACCUGAAGUAAAUUUGCAUUGCCAUAUUAAUAAACAAUAUACAAACAAUUCAUAUAGCUUACGAAAAUUGAUAGCUUUUAACUGUUCAGUAUACAUACUUGUUAUUAAUAUUAAGUAGAUUAACAUAAUAUUGUUACCACAUAUGACAUUUACUUCAUGUGGUAUUUACUCUUAUAACGUUAACACUGUCGGAUAUUAAAAAAGCUCUUAUAUUGUUCAUUAGAAAGCCUGUUGUGUAAUCGGUUACACAAAAAUUUUUGAAUUAGGUUUUCGUAAUAAACAAUUGCUUUUUAAUUAAAUUCUGGGGGGAUUUUUAAUGAGUUAUUUGGUAAAUAACAAAAACACUUUUUCAAAAAAUCCGACAGUAAUAACCACAAUAGAACCUGAAUACAGAAAGGACUAAAAUAAACAUUAAAAGGAUUCGGGUAAAAUAAAUGUAUUACUUAUUGUCGUU
Messenger RNA from Pieris brassicae (large cabbage white), 6300 nucleotides. RefSeq names its product rho GTPase-activating protein 100F (gene RhoGAP100F). Lineage: Eukaryota; Metazoa; Arthropoda; Insecta; Lepidoptera; Pieridae. Gene Ontology annotation, molecular function: protein binding. Gene Ontology annotation, biological process: signal transduction. The coding region runs from base 76 to 4059 and encodes 1327 amino acids. The transcript has 22 exons. The record is from RefSeq and is a predicted model, not a curated record.